UCCAUAGUCAAAAGUUGUGGUUUUCUUUAGAGAAAAUAAAAUGGCUGGCUCAAACAAUGGCAGAAGUCAGCUAGAUGACAGUUCUGAAUAUGAUAGGAAAAGUGAAGUCCAAGCCUUUGAUGAUUCUAAGGCUGGUGUAAAGGGACUUCUGGAUGCUGGUGUCACCAAGUUACCUCGUAUAUUCUUGCAUAAUCAGCCUGUGAUCGAAAAGAAAGCAGACUCUGAUGCAAUUACCAAGUUUAGCAUUCCAGUCAUAGGUCUUGAAGGCUUGGGCAAAAGUGCAGCUCAACGAGCUGAUGUUGUUCGAGAAAUAAAGGAUGCUUGUGAAAACUGGGGAUUUUUCCAGAUUGUCCACCAUGAAAUCCCAUCAAGUGUUAUGGAGAAAGUACUAGAAGGUGUUCGUCAUUUUCAUGAGCAGGAUACUGAGGUGAAGAAAGAGUUCUACUCCCGUGAUGUUACGAGGAAGUUCACUUAUAAUACCAAUUUUGAUCUACACAAAGCACCAACAGCUAACUGGAGGGACACCCUUUACUGUGUCAUGUCUCCUAAUCCUCCUAAUCCCAAAGAAAUCCCAGAGGUCUGCAGAGAUGUUUUGAUCAAAUACACGGAGUACGUGAUGAAUCUGGGGCUUACUCUAUAUGAGCUACUCUCUGAAGCUCUAGGACUCAACCCAAAUCACUUGAAAGAUAUGGAAUGUGCGGAGGGGCUUAUCGUAGGUGGCCAUUAUUAUCCAGCAUGCCCUGAACCAGAUUUCACUUUAGGACUUAGCGGUCACACAGAUAGCGGCUUCUUGACUAUUUUAUUGCAGGAUCAAAUUGGUGGCCUCCAAGUCUUUCAUAAAAAUCACUGGGUUGAUGUUCCUUUCUUGCCUGGAGCUUUAAUUGUCAACAUUGCAGACCUUAUGCAGCUAAUCACAAAUGAUAAGUUCAAAAGCGUUCAUCACAGAGUGCUGGCUAAAAAUAUUGGACCAAGAAUUUCAGUAGCAAGUCUUUUCAGAAUGCAUUUUCAAGAAGGGAGUGAAUCGAGAUUAUAUGGACCAAUCAAGGAGUUGUUAUCAGAGGAAAACCCUCCAAUGUACCAGGAAACAAGUAGAAACGAGUAUGUCACUUAUCUAUACAGCAAAGGGCUCGAUGGAACUUCUUUACUGUCACAUUUCAAAUUACAGAUAUAGAGACAGGAUCUGCAGAAAUGUUUCAUCAUCUUCCCGGUGUUUAACUCCUUGGCUAUGGUUUUCAGCUCGUGAGUUCGAUUAAAUAUUCUUGUACCUGUUGUACAUGCAUCUUUUGGAAAUUAAAUAAAGACCCCAAGUGUUAUUCAUCUAGAGAAAUUUAUUAAACCAUGUUAAGUUAUUCUCGAGUUAUACAGAUGUUGUAAAUAUUUUAGCUUUUUCUGAGUUGACUCCAGAGCGAAUGAUAUGAUCUUCAUUUUAGCUUGUUUGAGGUAGAAA
Lycium ferocissimum is the source of this 1447-nucleotide messenger RNA. Its product is annotated as 1-aminocyclopropane-1-carboxylate oxidase homolog 1-like. The record is from RefSeq and is a predicted model, not a curated record. NCBI's taxonomy places the organism in Eukaryota, Viridiplantae, Streptophyta, Magnoliopsida, Solanales, Solanaceae. Bases 41 to 1171 code for a protein of 376 amino acids. The transcript is spliced from 3 exons.